Messenger RNA from Dreissena polymorpha, 2642 nucleotides. Its product is annotated as galaxin-like. The transcript has a single exon. The record is from RefSeq and is a predicted model, not a curated record. The coding region runs from base 1183 to 2565 and encodes 460 amino acids. Lineage: Eukaryota; Metazoa; Mollusca; Bivalvia; Myida; Dreissenidae.
GUUGCGAUAAUACACCACAACCACUGAAAAACGGCAACUUUACAAUGUGCUGUGGAAAACAAUCGUAUGAUUCUACAGUGAACGUUUGCUGCGAUCAACUGAUUGUAAGCAAACGCACUGGAAAGACGGAUGAUAAUUGUUGUUGUGGCAAUACUACUAUGAAUACAGCCAGAGAGGUCUGUUGUAACGGAGUUCCACAGCCAAUUGUCGCUGGCACAAUCACAAAAUGCUGUCAAGACCGCAGUUAUGACGAAAAUGAAUACUUGUGCUGCGAUGGAAUUCGUCUGACGAAAACAUCGUCUGCCGGUGAUAAUGUAUGUUGUGGCUCAGCUACAAUGAACACCAAAUCACAGAUCUGUUGUUCGGGUGUCGCAUGCAAAUUGGUCGCUGGCGACAAAACUCAGUGUUGUAAAGAUCAGAGUUACGAUCCUGCAAAUCAGAUGUGUUGUAACACGACUAUUAUAUCCAAAAACGGCAAGGAGGAUGACUGCUGUUGUGGAAGUGGAACAUUCAAUGCCAAAACGCAACUAUGCUGCGGAGGUAAGCCAAGAAAUAAGCCCCAAAAUGCAGGCCUAUACACGUCAUGUUGUGGCGUAGAGGUUUAUGACACAAGGACCGCUGUUUGCUGCUCCGACGGACCUAGGAAUAAGAAAGACCCUAGCGACGACACAUGUUGUGGUACAACAACCAUGAAUGCUGCAAACGAGAUUUGUUGCAAUGGAGUCGCCUGCAAACGUGUAGCAGGCGAUAAAACAAAAUGUUGUGCAAAGGCCAGCUAUGAUCCUGCAAAACAGAUCUGUUGCAAUGACACGGUAAGGCAAACGCGAGCUGAAACAGACGAUUGUUGCUGUGGAGAAACUACAUUGACGUCAGCGAAAGAAAUAUGUUGUCUCGGAAACCCACAACCAGCUCUCAGCGCGGCAUACAGUUGUUGUGGUAAAGUAAGUUAUAACACUGAGACGCACUUGUGUUGCGAAACCGAUAAGCCAAUCAAAAAAGACAAACCAAAUCACAACUGGUGUUGCGGCUGUUGCAGUACAUACGACACGCGUACAGAAAUUUGCUGCAACGAUAUGCCGCAACCGAAAAUGGGAGAUCUCACUAACUGCUGCAACAAUGUAAGUUACAGCAUCGUUUCUGAAAUAUGUUGCGAUCAAAUGGUUCGAUCAAAGAAGAACAACGAUGACGACUGUUGCUGCGGGAAAACCACGGUUAACACUAAAACUGAAAUCUGCUGCGAAGGACAACCGCAACCCGGGGGGAACCGUCACGAUUGUUGUGGAAAAGUCAGCUAUUCUAUUGAUGAUUCUAUAUUGCUGUGAAGGUGGGCUUAGGAAAAAGCGUGAUAAGAAAGAUAACUGUUGUUGUGGCAAUACAACUAUAAAUACCGAUACCGAGAUAUGUUGCGGUCAAGCUCCACAGCCUAAAACGAACGGCGACAAGACAAAGUGUUGUGGCAAAACAUCAUAUGACUCGGAUGGAUACGUUUGUUGUGGGAAUAAAAUUGUAAAGAAAGAUAGUAAAACUGAUAACUGGUGUUGUGGCGAUAAGGCGAUAGAUACAUCUACUGAAAUAUGUUGCAACGAUCAACCAUGUGAUUCUAUUGCGGGGCCAAAUACCUUGUGCUGUGGAACACGUUGCUAUAAUCCAGCGGAACAAAUUUGUUGCGAUAAUUUCGGUCUGAGGAAGAAGACAACCGCAGAUGACAAUUGCUGCUGUGGAAACUCAACAAUCAAAUCACCAGACCAGAUAUGCUGUCUAGGAACACCAGCAAAAUCGUAUGGACCUACCACAGAAUGCUGUGGUGUCGAUAGUUACGAUACCACUACUCAUUUAUGUUGUGAUGGUAUGAAAGUGAACAAGCAAGAUAAAUCACACGACUGCUGCUGCAAAAGUACAACAUUUAGUUCGCUUCAACACAUUUGUUGCGGGGAUAAAGUCAAAGUUUUACAAUCCGGUGGACCUGCGUACACAACGUGUUGUAAUGAUGAAAGUAUGAGUGUCGUGACUCACUUAUGCUGCGAAGGGAAAAUGGUGGCUAAAAAUACCAACGCAGACGAUUGUUGUUGUGGUAAAACAACUAUGGAUGCUGCAAGUAAGGUUUGUUGCAAUGGCAAUCCACAGCCUAGGUACAAACCAAUAACAAAAUGUUGCUUGACCUUAAGCUAUAACCCUGAUACUCAUAUUUGCUGCAAUGAUGUUGUGACUAAAAAGCAAAAUAAUAGUGAUUAUGUAUGUUGUGGUAACACUACCAUUGAUACAAACACCCAGAUUUGUUGUAUGGAUACCCCACAGCCGAAGACAGGAAACCAGACGAAUUGCUGCAUGAAAGUGAGUUAUGAUGCCGCAAACUUUAUAUGUUGUGACGAGGGAGUCCGAAAGAAAACUAGUCCAGACGAUACAUGCUGUUGUGGAUCUAAAUAUACAUUCAACCCAGAUACAGAAGUAUGUUGCCAGGGGGAAAUGCCUCAAGAACGAAUUGGCGGGCCUGUCCUGCAAAUGUUGUGGAUACAAAAGCUUCGAUUCUUCUGCAAAAAUAUGCUGCAACGAAACGCUUGUAAAUAAGAAGAAACCGAGCGAUGAAUGUUGUUGUGGAGAUACGUCGAUCGAUCCAACCAGUGAAAUCUGCUGUUUACGGAAAC